Hermetia illucens (black soldier fly) is the source of this 1175-nucleotide messenger RNA. RefSeq names its product elongator complex protein 6 (gene Elp6). The record is from RefSeq and is a predicted model, not a curated record. The coding region runs from base 413 to 1165 and encodes 250 amino acids. Lineage: Eukaryota; Metazoa; Arthropoda; Insecta; Diptera; Stratiomyidae. The transcript has 2 exons. Gene Ontology annotation, cellular component: elongator holoenzyme complex. Gene Ontology annotation, biological process: tRNA wobble uridine modification.
AUUCCGUCACAGUGUUAAGCCGCCGAAGCUGUGGGGAAGUUGGAAGCAAUAAUCAAGUGUGUGGUCGAUAACCGCCAGGGGUGAGCGUGCUGUUCAUCAAAGUCAUCAGAGUCACUAGGCAAUCGAAAAGAUACACAGAGCAAACAUCAUAAAUAUGUAUUUUGCCGGCAUUUUAUUUUCGUGGAGCUUUUUUGUUGGCUCGAUCAGGUGCUAACAUUGAAGUCAGGUUGUUGUUGUUUUUGAAUAUCGCGAAUAUCGGUGACGUCUGGAGGCCCGUCUUUCGAUAGAGUGGGUGACAAGGUUGGACUUGGGAAAGAUCUUGAAAAAAUGUUGGGAAAGCUACGUGGUGAUAGUGAUUUCGUUUAAAAAUAAAUCGGAAGAACCAUCCAACAACUGAAAUAGUCCUCAAAGGAUGGCCACCUCAGUGCUCCUUGCGUGUGGCCUUAACGAGCAGCGUCUUCAGCCCUACACCCAUCUGAGUGAGGAGAGUGGGGUGGACGGUGGCUUCUUAAUUAGUUCAAUUCUGGGACAACGUAUUCGUGUGCCAAACGCAGGCACGAUUCUAAUUUGUUUACACCAAACUUUCUCGCAUUACUGCAGUGCAGGAAUCCGGCUGGGCUACAAUUUGCAAAUGUCGCUUGGGAAAAAUUUACGCGUUAUCGACAUCCUUAACGACAUUGCUGGCGAUUUUGGAAAGUCGAAAUGGACAACGACGACAGGAAACUUUCUCCAACUUCUGUGGGACGAGAUUCAAACGCAAAGUAUGGAACUUUUUGCGGCCAAAUCAACGAUUACCGUAAUUAUCGAUGACUUGUCGGUACUUUUGAAUUUGGGGGCGAGUCCUGGUGAAAUUAUGCGAUUUGCCAAUCGUCUGAGACAGUGGUCGGAGGGACGAAAUGCGGAUGUGGCGAUAGUAACAAAGUUGAAUACUUGCGAGGCCUUUGGGACUCUAAUGAAUCAAAUUGGCGAACUUUGCGAUAUACACGUUGUAAUUGAGCGAUUGAAAAGCGGAAAUUUCAAGGAAGUCGAUGGGAAAAUUGUCGUGAAAAAGGACACGUGCUCAGGACCGUUCGAUUUUCAGGAGACUGAGAAAACAAUUUUAUAUAAAGUUUUGGAGCGGAAUAUUAAAAUAUUCAAUCCUGGUGAAGUUGGAAUAAAAGUUUGAAACUAAGGAA